AUGGGUGAAACUGCCAUUAUUCCCUUUGCGUGUAUCGUCAUAUCUAGCCUGCUUAUCUUUUUUGCCCGGAUCCUACUGCGUGAACGUGGCCAAGUCCUUGCGGCAGAGACUACUGAUUUAAAGACAAUUUACCAUACACCGAGUGAAAACCGUUCAGUCAUUGCGGCCGAGAUAAUUCACGGUGCGAGAAAUCAGUAUACAAAAUACGAAUCCAAAAGCGUCCCAAGCGAACCGAUACAGCGAGGAUUUAGAAUUCAAAAUGCUUUUACAAGCGACAAUAAAUCCUACGUUGAGGAAUUUGUUAAGAUGUCAAGGAAUUUGAUCAACAUAUCAAGUGACAACUGGGAGAUUAUUGUUUCAGCGACUCAAGACACUGUCAGGCGAUGGAAAAGCGACGCGCAAGGUGCUUGCGAAUCUCGACGUGAAGUUGAACUCGUACCUAUGGUACAGAAAAAGGUUACUACCAACGACGUCACCUUCAAAUCCCUUAGUAACCUGGCUGAGGCUAUCAAUGAAACAUGGAUUAUGUCCAAGAAAGAAGACACCUUCAUACCAUUCGAACAGAAUGAUAAAUUACGAUCAGCCCUUAUUGAGGUGUUACCAGACGGGAAUAUCUCGGAUCCCUGCGAGAACCCGUUAAACUUGAUAUUACCUGGUUUUGAAACCAUGUGGCGAGUGGUCUUACGAGGCUUUCUUGAGGUCGCAUACAAAGCAGGUAAAGAGCAUCCAAACUGGAGGGAAGCGCUCGUAAGCUACUCUAAAAAGCCUACCGCAGAGCAAUUCAAGCGAGCCUCUUCACCGGACGGGGCAUCUGCAAAAAAUCUAAUCAAGGAAGUACUUCGGCUUUAUCCACCAACGAAACGGAUAUAUAGAGCCUGGAAGGAAGCCAAUUUCCCUGAACCGAAGAUCAUCGCCGCGGAUGUUGAAGCUUGCCAUCUGUCAACAAGCAUCUGGGGAAAAACAGCUGGAAAAUUCGACCCUUUACGUUGGCAAAAAUUGACAAAGGAGCAAGAGGAAGCUUUUUUAGCUUUUGGAUCUAGACCCUUUGAGUGCCCAGCAAAACCAGUGUUUGGGCCACGGCUAGUAGGUGUACUGGUUGGAACCUUACUUGAUGCAUUUCCGCAUCACUGGACGUUGGUUUCAGCAUAUGGAGAUGCAGUGGAAUUCGGCACGGAGAGACUGAGUAACGAGAGAAUGGGAUGCUAUGGUUUGUAUCUAGAAUUGAUUCGCGACUAA
Messenger RNA from Talaromyces stipitatus ATCC 10500, 1236 nucleotides. RefSeq lists its product as uncharacterized. The record is from RefSeq and is a predicted model, not a curated record. The transcript is spliced from 2 exons. NCBI's taxonomy places the organism in Eukaryota, Fungi, Ascomycota, Eurotiomycetes, Eurotiales, Trichocomaceae. Gene Ontology annotation, molecular function: iron ion binding; monooxygenase activity; heme binding. Bases 1 to 1236 code for a protein of 411 amino acids.